Molecule: messenger RNA, 1989 nt
Organism: Anoplophora glabripennis (Asian longhorned beetle)
Lineage: Eukaryota; Metazoa; Arthropoda; Insecta; Coleoptera; Cerambycidae
Product: serine/threonine-protein kinase RIO3
Exons: 6
Coding region: 137-1765 (542 amino acids)
Biological process (GO): protein phosphorylation; maturation of SSU-rRNA
Cellular component (GO): cytosol; preribosome, small subunit precursor
Molecular function (GO): protein serine/threonine kinase activity; ATP binding
Source: RefSeq, a predicted model, not a curated record
UAUUUGUGUUUUGUGAAUUCACCUGUCAUUUUACUCAUUGCACAACAUUUUACAAUAUUCAUCAACUUUUUAGUUUAAAUAGCUAUUGUGAUAUAUUUUUCUAGUACUUCCAUAGUUAACAUAGAAUAGAAAAACCAUGUCGUGUCCGUGGGCCAAAAUUGAAAAACCAGAACCAGUAAAUUUCGCAGAUAUUCUAUCCGAAGAGGUAGCAAAAGAUUUGCAAGCGAAGGAAGAUAAGAAGCUUGUGGAUAUGUUUAAUGAAGAAAACCAAGUCGAGGAUACAGAGGCUGCUGUGGCAGCUUUAGUUGAAGAUAUUCCUACAGAAAUAUUAAAAGCUAUUAGUGAUGAUAGUUUUGAGAGUGAUGCGAUGAUUGCUCAAAUGCUCCAGAUGCAGUUCGAUAAAGAAUACGAUCAGGAACUGAAACGUAAGGAAGAGAAGUAUAAUGGGUCCUCGAAAGUAUCUAUAUCGUUUGACAACUAUAGAAGGGUUCCUUUAAAUAAUGAUUUCGAAAGUGAAUCGGAAGAGGAAGAAAUAACGGAUAUACGAGAUAGAAAAGAUUGGGAUCGGUUUGAUCCCCUUGAAAAAGAAAUAGCUUCGAUACCAGCAUGCGGCUAUAAAAUGCAGAAAGAUGGUAAAAUGAUUACAAAACACGACAUUGUAAUGAACGGAAGAAAAAAUGCAUGCAAACUUCUGUCGUUUCCUCCUGAAUUUCAAACGGGAGAUGGAGAAAUGUUUGAUUUAAAACUAUCUAAUAAGGUCUUUAAUAGCCUAAAAAUGCAUUCCCGAAAUGAACAAGCAAGGCGUCAUAAAUUACAUGAUAAAAAGGAACAUGCUACUGCCGUGUUUGGCAUGGACCAACAUACUCGGUUGUUGCUUUAUAAAAUGAUCAUCAAUCAAUUGCUGCAGGGUGUCAAUGGCGUAAUAAGUGUGGGUAAGGAGGCUGUAAUACUUCACGCCGCCUUGGAUCCGUCUUUCCCAUACGCCACGGAAAACUGGCCUACAGAAUGUGCCAUAAAAGUUUUCAAAACGACUCUCUCAGAAUUCAAACAACGCGACAGGUACAUUAAAGACGACCAUCGAUUUAAGGAGAGAUUCCGAAAUCAAACCACGAGAAAAUCCAUUCAGUUGUGGGCGGAAAAAGAAAUGGCCAACCUAAUGCGUCUCAAGAGAAUUGGGAUACCGUGCCCAGAAGUCAUUAAGUUAAGGGAGCACGUUUUGGUGAUGUCUUUUAUCGGCAAGGAUAACCUGCCUGCUCCUAAAUUAAAAGAUGCGGUAAUGAGUGAUGCGGACUUCAUCGCUGCUUAUGAAGAGGUAAAGAAUGCAAUGAAGCUGCUGUACGAAGAAGCGAACUUGAUUCACGCGGAUUUGUCAGAGUAUAACAUUUUAUGGCAUGAAGGGCAGUGCUACUUUAUAGACGUUAGCCAGUCCGUGGAACCAAGUCAUGAAAACGCCUUCCGUUUCCUUCAUAGGGAUUGCAUCAAUAUCACCACUUUUUUCGGAAAAAGGAUUUCUGAAAUAGAAUCUCCAGAUGAACUUUUCAAAUUCGUCACUGGAUUCUACAUCAGCGAUAAAAUUGCGCUCGAGAGUUUGACGGAGUCAUUUAAAAUGAAGCCCCAUCUCGUCGACAAGCCCGGUGUAGAGUCAUCGUACGACUUCGAUACAGCUUGGGAAAAAGUUAAGGCAGGAGAGGUACCCAUCGACGUCGAAGUGGAGAAAGCAGUGUCGGAUUUGGACUUGAAUUUAGUUGAACCGCCAAAAGCUUAAUCGAUUCGUCCAAGUAAAAAAAUUUGUUUAUUAUGUAAUUUUGUUGGUCAUUUGGGAAUCUUUUUUAGUUUUAUUUUUUUUAUCACUGUUUAAUCUAAUUGUUGACUGUUGAAAAUAUUUUUAUUUUGUUGAAAUCAAACGCAUGGUUCUUAAAAUGUAAAUAAAAAAGAUCUUUCAUGUUUUAAAUAAAUCACAAUAGCAGCUGUUGCAGUAUUAGUUCUCGA